This is a messenger RNA of Brassica rapa (field mustard), 1875 nucleotides long. RefSeq names its product two-pore potassium channel 1. Lineage: Eukaryota; Viridiplantae; Streptophyta; Magnoliopsida; Brassicales; Brassicaceae. Gene Ontology annotation, molecular function: potassium ion leak channel activity; outward rectifier potassium channel activity. Gene Ontology annotation, cellular component: plasma membrane. Gene Ontology annotation, biological process: stabilization of membrane potential; potassium ion transmembrane transport. The record is from RefSeq and is a predicted model, not a curated record.
AAUAUUUUAAUACUGAAAAUCUUAAUUAAAAAUAUUUUUAUUUAUAUAUUAUAGUUGAGAAUUCCAAUAGAAGUUCUAUAAGUAUAACUUCAUUAUUGGCUUGUAACUUCUGGUUGUAUGUGAACAACCAGAACAUGAACAAAAAAUGAAGAAACAAAUUCAUUGUGAAUGUUUUUUUAUACUACAAAUGUUAUUAUCAACUGCAUGCAAGCUUUUUACAAUUUAUAAUUGUGAAAAAUAAGAAGUAUUCAGAAAAUAGAGAGUUUUAUAAUUAGGAGACUGCGUUUGAAGAAAAGUUUAAGAUUAGAAGAUGAUAUAAAUUAUAAAUUAAUUAUAAAUUGUAAAACAGAGUAAGCACCGAAAAAACAGAAUAAUUAUAAAUUAAUUAAAUUGAAGAAGAAAAAGAAAAAAAAAACAGAGUAAGCACCGAAGAGAAGUGGCCAACAACGAGAAAACAUCGAAUGAAGAACAAUUGCGAGAUCCGAUCAAACCGCUUAUCUCGAUUUUGAUUUCCUGAGUUCUGGUUUUCAGACAGAUCUCUCAUAAGUCGAUUCUACAAUGUCUAACGACACAGCACGUAACCCACUCCUGCCUAAGGACCACUCACCUCCCAUGGCACAAGACUUCAGCAUAAACUCAAGAACCUCCUCGAGAAAAAGAAGACUCCGCCGCUCUAGAAGCGCUCCUCGCGGCGACUUCACGUUCAACGACAACGACGUCAAACUCGACGAGCCUCAUCCUCAUCCAAGCAAGAACCCAAUGUUCAGAGACCUAAACCCGAAUCUCAGACGAGUCAUCCUCCUCCUCGCUUUGUAUCUCACCGUCGGCACUCUCUGCUUCUACCUCGUCAGAAACCAAAUCUCCGGUCACAAAACCAACGGUGUCCUUGACGCCGUCUACUUCUGUAUCGUCACAAUGACGACCGUCGGAUACGGCGACCUCGUUCCCAAUAGCUCCACGUCGCGGCUCCUCGCGUGCGCCUUCGUCUUCUCGGGGAUGGUCCUCGUGGGCCACCUCUUAAGUCGAGCUGCUGAUUAUCUAGUCGAGAAGCAGGAGACUCUCCUCGUUAGAGCUUUUCAUCUGCGUCAGAGCUUUGGUCCUACGGAGAUUCUCAAGGAGUUGCAUACCAACAAGCUGAGAUACAAAUGUUACGUGACGUUCCUUGUCCUUGUGGUUCUCUUCUUAACCGGUACGGUUUUUCUUGUGGCGUAUGAGAAGAUGCCGGUUAUUGAGGCUUUCUAUUGCGUGUGCUCCACGGUUACUACGUUGGGGUAUGGUGAUAAGAGUUUUAACUCGGGGACUGGGAGGCUUUUCGCUGUGUUUUGGAUCUUGACGAGUACUGUGUGUUUGGCUCAGUUUUUUCUCUAUGUGGCUGAGUUGAAUGCGGAGACUAAGCAGAGGGAGUUGGUGAAGUGGGUUUUGACUAGGAGGAUUACUAAUAAUGAUCUUGAGGCUGCUGAUCUUGAUGAAGAUGGUGUUGUUGGAGCUGCAGAGUUUAUUGUGUAUAAAUUGAAAGAGAUGGGGAAGAUUGAUGAGAAAGAUAUAUCUGGGAUUAUGGAAGAGUUUGAGCAAUUGGAUUAUGAUGAAUCUGGAACUUUGACGACUUCUGACAUCACUCUAGCUCAGACUGCGUCCCAGAUCCAAAGGUAAGCUAUCAUCAUCUUUGGAAGAUGAAUCGGAAUCUUUGUUAACUUAUACCUACACACUAACACACAACACACAAAAAGCAAAGGAAGUGAACAGUUUUUUUUUUGGAAAUAUUGUUUGAUUCUGUUUUGUAAUGCCACAUUCCCUCACUCUUUGAAUGUUUUGUUUAUAUUUGGUUUGGCAUGAACACUUUGUUUAAUAAAGUUGAAUUUUGAUAUUAAUCUGUCA